GAGGUGAAAAACGAGAGGAGAUUUUCUUUCGAGACGUGCACGACGCUGCGUUUGGUUGCAUCAGAAGAAAGGAGUGUGCGAGUGCAUUUUCAGCCAUUCAUUAGAAAGACGUUUUUAUCACCAAUAAUUGAGUCACUUUCUUGACUGGUGCCACUGAUGGUAUGUUGGAAAACUCACCCAGCAACACCACACUUUUCUUCUUGAAAAUCAAAUUAUGUAAAUAUUUAAUCCUUACCAAUUGCAUUUUUAAUGUCAAGGUUGUUUCGUGAGAUAUUUUUAACGGAGAUCAUCGAAUAAUGCUUUCGAAUUAAGCGUGACCCAACCUUCAUCAAAAUCUAGUUUAAACAACUUGCAUUCUGGAUCGAUGAAAGAGUUGUAAAUGCAUUAUGAGCUUUGCUUGCACCGACAUUAGUUUUAUAGAUUUCCAUGCAGCAUAUAACAAAAGCUUAUCUUGAAAUGAUUGCAUUUAUAUACAGAUCAAUACAGAUCAACGCUAAUUAUAUUAAUUUUUUAUAAAUUAUUCAACAGAAAUCCAUAAUUUAAAAUUUGACUAGCAAAAAAAAAUAAAUAAAUAAAUAGAAACUGUUUUUAUUUUGCAGCUAACAACGUUUUGGGAAAUUUGCUCAUUGAGGCUGCACUUGACCUUGCAAUUAGGUUAAUAGUCAUGAUAUAAACCCAAAAUUGUUCGUUGGACUUGCACAUACUCCACGUCUUUUCUGUUCUGAUAGAGCAAAACUGUCUUAACUGUCGCGACAAUCUGGCAAUUUGCAAAUUUGCCGUCGACGGGGAAAAAACAAGUCGUGUCGCAUAAGAGCUGUAAACAAAUAAACUAAUAAAUUCCACCCCUAGCUUGUAGCUCGGCGCGUCCUUGGCCUCGGUGGUCAGCGGAUUGUUCAUUUUUUCCGGUUCGCGUAACGCACGGCUUUGUUGGAUAUUAUAUGUUUAUCAAAAGAAAAAAAUAACACACGCGCUGAAACCGAACGCGAAAUAAGAGAAGAAGGAAAGAAAGGGCGCGAUAAUGAUUAUAGCUGUUUACCACACAAACACGCAUGGAACCCUUGCAUUUCGCCAAGGACACGCGAGCCGAGCGCCGACUCAUGCGUGGUGCUCGCGUGACAAGGGGUGGCUGGUACGAACCCUCGGGGGAGGUUUCCCCGCCUCGACGCGGUCAUUGAGCACGGCGGUCUUGAUGCCUGCACACCGGGACAGGGUGGCUAGGGACGCGAGGCCCUCAACUUGUCGCAGCCUGCCCAGCGCCGCGGAGGCCAAGAAGAGGAACCAGAAGUUGCUUGUGGAAUUGGAGCAGAAGCAAGCGAUCUUGCACUCGUUGAAAUCCUACUUCCCCGCGCACGAGGUGCUCAAGCGCCUUCUGGCAGACCUAUGAUGUCCUACGGUCCCCCCGUCGACCUUUCCUUCCACCACUGCACCUUGGACAAGAUCCUGAGCAAGGAGCCGCGCCAGGGUGCCCUGCCAGUGAUCAAAUCCGAGUUCGGGGGCCUCAUGAGCGCCUCCCUGCGUCUCAGCAACAACCGCAUCCAGAACCUGAACCUGCUGCCAGCAGUGGCCUGCAGGUUCCUGGAGUACCCUGAGGCGUUGGCCUGGCUCGACCUCAGCUGCAACCAGCUUUCCGACAACCCAGUUGAGCUCAGGUUUUUUCCAGGGUUGCGUCUUUUGUACCUGCAUGGCAAUCGUCUGACCGACCUGCAUGGCUUAUUGGCAGUGUUGCGCGAUUUGCCUCACCUCUACGGCCUCACCCUCUUUGGCAACCGUCUGCCUGAGAAGUACAGAGCGGCCGUCUUGCGAGCCUUGCCGCAUCUCAAAUCCCUCGACUUUUGCAAUGUGAGUCUUGCAGACAGACAAAGAGCAUUUCACGAAGAGUGGCAUUGAACUGCCAGUUUAUUUAAAUAAAUCUUGGUCACAACUAUAUUUGAUCCGCUUGCGGGGCAAGUGGAAAAUAAAUACAUUGGUUGGAUGGAAGUCUCUUGAGAGCUGCUCUGAGAUUUUGAGCUUCAAUUGUGAGAGGAAAUGUCCGCCUGAAUUUUUAAUCACAUUUUCCAGAAAAAUGUCAUGGUUACGGAAACUUUUACAGACUUCAAUUUCACUGCAUUUAAGCUCUAUGGCAAUGUUAAGGUAUUUUUAUGUUGCAUUCAGUUGCUUCGGAAGAAUAAUAAUUUAGGAGUAAUAAUGUUUACCACUAAAAUUAGCUUCAACAAUUGGAAUUGAAACUCUUAUAUAAAUAUUUGGCAGACGCAAAUAAUAAAUACUUAAG
Neocloeon triangulifer is the source of this 2269-nucleotide messenger RNA. RefSeq names its product leucine-rich repeat-containing protein 51-like. The transcript is spliced from 5 exons. Gene Ontology annotation, molecular function: protein binding. NCBI's taxonomy places the organism in Eukaryota, Metazoa, Arthropoda, Insecta, Ephemeroptera, Baetidae. The record is from RefSeq and is a predicted model, not a curated record. Bases 1381 to 1887 code for a protein of 168 amino acids.